CACUCGCAUUUUCCUCUUCUUCUCUUGAUCCAAGAUACGAGUACUACUCAACUAGCGGAGUACAUCGGCAAAGAAAAAAGAAUCGAUUUUUACCUCUCGUUUCGUGUUGUUCAGUGCUGCAAGCAAAGCAAGCUGAUGAACUGGAUUGAAUGCCCUAAUAACUUAGUCUAGCAGCAAUCAGCAGCAGCAGCUUGUCUUUUGCCUUGGCCGCUGGCGAUUGGUGAUCCCCAUCUCUAGAAACCACCAAUCAUUACCACCACCCUCUCUGUUUUGUCCUAAUCCUCCUCCUCUUUCUCCUUGUGAUGAUUUAGUAAUUAUUAUUAUAUCAUCACUCACAGCAGCUUCCCAAUCAGUUCCAUCCUUCGUUUUUCCCUGAUUGCCACCUUUCUUUCUUUCUCCACAUCUGACCUGAGAGAGAGGGAGAGAGAAUGUGGGUGUGAGAGGAUCUGAUCUUCUCUCUAGACUGACUCGAUUAGCAUACAGCAUUCAGACCCCAUCCAGUUAUUUUCUUAUCUCCUCUCUUUCAUGGACUGGAUGAAUGAAUCUCUCCCAUUCUCCAAGAUAGAAAGAGAUAGGGAAAGUAAGAACACCCAGAAGCAGAAGGCUGCCUACUCUACUUUUUGUCAUGAUUCUGUGAAGUCUAAGAAAGGAGAAGGGAGAAAAGCUGCCGCAGGAGGUGGAGCCUAGAGGGGAAAAAGAUGGAUCAGAUCAGAUCAGACCAGCUUUAUCUUGAUUUCGAUUUGAGUACUCUCACUCCUCCAAAUGGCUCGUUGCGGCGUGUGCUCUCGCGGCGUCAAGAGCGGCGGCAGCUCGGCGGUGUUCACGGCGGAGUGCUCCCACACCUUCCACUUCCCCUGCAUCGCCGCCCACGCGCGCUCCUCCUCCGCCGCCGCCGUCCUAUCAUGCCCCGUCUGCGCCUCGCCGUGGCGCCAGGCCCCCUUCCUCGCCUCCCUCCGCCUCCACUGCUCCUUCCACGACGACACCCACAAGCACCGCGACGGCCGCAAGACGCCGCCGCCCUCUUCUGGCCCCAAGCUGUACGACGACGACGAACCGCUGCUUGCGCCCAAGGCCGCGGCCAACGGCGGCGGUUUCAACCCGAUCCCGGAGGCCGACGAGGACGAUGGCGACGAGGAGGCAGAGUUCAGGGGCUUUUUCCCGCGCCCGAGGACCUCGGGGCUGGCGGUGACCAUGGCGCCGGAGGCCGCGCUGGUGUCGUCCGGGCGGAGGCACGGCAAGUACGUGGUGGCCAUCAAGGUCAAGGCACCCGGGCUGCGCUCGUCGUUGGUGGCCCCGAAGAGGCGCGCGCCCAUCGACCUGGUGACGGUGCUCGACGUCAGCCAGGGCAUGAUGGGCGAGAAGCUGCAGAUGCUCAAGCGCGGGAUGCGCCUCGUCGUCGCCUCGCUCGGUCCCGCCGACCGCCUCUCCAUCGUCGCCUUCUCCGGCGCCGCCAAGCGCCUGCUGCCGCUGCGUCGGAUGACCAGGCAGGGCCAGCGGUCAGCGCGCCAGAUCGUUGACCGCCUGGUGGUCUGCGCCGCGGCGCAGGGGCAGGAGCAGGCCCAGCAGAGCGCCUGCGUCGGCGACGCGCUGCGCAAGGCCACCAAGGUCCUCGAGGAUCGGCGCGACCGCAACCCCGUCGCCACGGUCAUGCUCCUGUCCGAUACACAGCAACAGCAGCAGCAAGAUUCGAGAAAGCAGGGCAGUGAUCACCACGUUGCCCGCCGGCCGUCCGUGGCUCCGGCCACUCGCUUCACACACGUCGAAAUCCCCAUCGGGCCAGGCGAGACGCCGCUUGUGGCCGAGGAGGAGAAGGCGUCCGAAGAGCCUCCCCCUGUGGAGCACGCGUUCGCCAAGUGCCUGGGCGGCCUUGUGAGCGUGGUGAUGCAGGAGGUGCAUCUGGAGCUGCUGUUCCCGACGGGGGAGAUCACUGCCGUGUACUCGUGCGGUCCCGGGCAGCAGGCCGUGUCCCUGGCCGGUGGCAACGGCGGCGCGGCGGUGAGCGUCCGGCUGGGCGAGAUGUACGCGGAGGAGGAGCGUGAGCUGCUGGUGGAGCUGCGUGCGCCGUUGGGCGCGCAGCACAAUCACCCGCAGUCGCUGUCGGUGCGUUGCAGCUACCGCGACCCGGCGUCGCAGGAGACGGUGCACGGCGCGGAGCAGCCGCUGCUGCUGCCGGCCCUCCACUCAUCAUCGCGGCGGCUGCACGACCUGUUCGUGGCGACCCGUGCGGUGGUGGAGUCACGGCGGUUGGCGGAGCUGCAGGACCUGGCGACGGCCAUCCACCUGCUGUCGUCGGCGCGGGCGCUGGUGCUGCAGUCGCCGCCGACGCAGCAGCAGCAGGAGCUGGUGGGCAGCCUGGACACGGAGCUGAGCGACAUGCGGUGGCGGCGCAGCCAGCAGCAGCCACUGACGCCGACGUCAAGGAGCGGCAGGAGGAGGGGGGAUGCGGAGACGACGCCCGUGGGUACCCCGCGAGGAUCAGGUCCAGGUGGGGAGCCGUUGACGCCGACGUCGGCGUGGCGGGCGGCGGAGCAGCUGGCGAAGGUGGCCAUUAUGCGCAAGUCCUUGAACCGGGUCAGCGAUCUGCACGGCUUCGAGAACGCCCGCUUCUGAUUCUGAUGCAUGCGUCACCUCACCUGUAAUUGAGUUGUUUGUUGAUUUUGUUUUCGAUUUUCCGCUUUGUGAAAUGAGAUGAAUCGCAGAGGAGGGAGGAAGAAGAGGAGAGUCCCCGCCCCGCGGUGUCGCCGGAGUGCAGGUAGAAGAGAGCAUGAGAUGUGCUAUUAUUGUUGUUGUUGUUACCCGUCAUAUGGAUUGUGGUGAUAAUUAGCCCAGUCAAAUAGGAUCCUUUCUUGUUAAUUAAAAGACAAUUGUAUCUAAAAUUUUAUUUUCUUC
This is a messenger RNA of Phragmites australis (common reed), 2889 nucleotides long. RefSeq names its product E3 ubiquitin-protein ligase WAV3-like. The transcript is spliced from 2 exons. The record is from RefSeq and is a predicted model, not a curated record. NCBI's taxonomy places the organism in Eukaryota, Viridiplantae, Streptophyta, Magnoliopsida, Poales, Poaceae. Bases 763 to 2610 code for a protein of 615 amino acids.